GAGGAAGUACAUCCAGAGAUGGAACACUGGAAGAUUCUAUUACCCAAAAUCACUGCUGUACUUCAACAUGCAGAAGAAAAUCAAGUUGCCAACCAGUUCGUGAAGUUACAUAUUGAUGAUCUCAAGGACUUGGCUUAUGAUAUAGAGGACAUACUUGAAGAGUUUGUGAUUGAUGCCAAGAGGUCCGAAUUGAGUGCAGAAUCUGAGGCCAGGCCCAACAAGCUUCAAAAAUUCUUCGCCAGUGUCUUUUUUGGAUCUAGAGCUAAGCCUAAUCCAAAGAUCGAUUCCAUGGUGAAUGAUCUGAGUGGUAGAUUGCAGAAAAUUGAUAAUGGGAUGCGUAGUUUGGACCUAGCCAAUUUGGCUUUGAAACUUGAAGAUAAGUCUCACAAAGUAGCUGCAAAAAGAUUACCUGAGUCCUCACUUCUUGAGGACAAGGUGUUGGGUCGAGAUAGUGAUAAAGAUGCUAUUCUUCAAAGGUUGCUAGAAGAUGGAGGUAGUCUUGAACAAGACUUUGUUAUUCCCAUCGUCGGAAUGGGUGGACUAGGGAAGACAACUCUUGCUCGGCUUAUUUACAAUCAUGACAAACUGAAAGGCAGGUUUGACUUGAAGGCAUGGGUUUGUGUUUCUGAUGAGUUUGAUAUUGCUCGAAUAACAAGAACCAUUUUAGAACAGGUAACUAGGAAAAAGUGUGUUUUUGAUGAUUUCAAUUUACUUCAAGAGGAAUUGAAAGGGAAUUUAUCAGGGUUCAAGUUUUUUCUUGUUUUGGAUGACGUUUGGAAUAAGGAAUAUGGCCAAUGGGAUGUCUUGAAGAGACCUUUCAUGUCUGGAGCUCCUGGAAGUAAAAUAAUUGUCACAACUCGAAAUAAGGAUGUUGGCAUGAUGAUGAGAGGAGAUGAUGGCAUUUACAAGUUAGAAUUGCUACAAGAUGAUGCUUGUUUGCCAUUAUUUACACUACAUGCACUUGGGAAAGAGAACUUUGAUGCGCACCCAAACCUACAAGAUGUUGGUGAGAAGCUUGUUUUGAGGUGCAAAAGAUUGCCAUUGGCACUAAAAACCGUUGGUGGCAUCUUGCGGGGAAAGCUCCAUCGUGAUGAGUGGGAAAAUAUAUUAAACAGUGAGAUAUGGAGUCCAUCAGAAGAUAAAAGUGGAAUUCUUCCUGCUCUAAGAUUGAGCUACAAUCAUCUUCCUUCUCAUUUGAAGCGAUGCUUUGCUUAUUGUGCUUUGUUCCCUAAAGACUAUGAAUUUGACAAGAAGAAGUUGGUUUUGUUAUGGAUGGCUGAGGGCCUGUUACAGCAACAGUCACAUGGAAAGAAGCAAAUGGAAGAGAAGAUUGGUGAUCAAUAUUUCCAAGAGUUGUUAUCAAGAUCACUCUUUCAACAAUCAAGUGGAGAUGAAUCACGAUUUGUGAUGCAUGACCUCAUAAAUGAUUUAGCCGUAGAUGUUGCUGGAGAAAUAUAUUGCAAUCUUGAACGUAGCAUGAAUGAUGAAAAAUUAAAGAAGGCUCGUCAUUUGUCAUUCACUCCACACCCUUAUGAAAUCCCAAAAAGAUUCAUAGUCCUGGAUAAAUUGAAGCCUUUGAGAACAUUUUUGCCAUUAAAGGUGCACAAUUAUCGCCCUAUCGCCUAUUUGUUUAACAGAAUCUUGCAUGAUUUCCUACCAACUUCAAAUCGCUUAAGAGUGGUAUCUCUUUGCGGAUAUAUGAUAAACAAGCUACCUGAUUCUUUUGAAAAUUUGAAACACAUUCGAUACAUUGAUUUGUCUGUUACAAUAAUCAAGUGUCUACCUGAAUUAGUGGGUUCUCUUUUCUUCUUGCAAACAUUGUUAUUAUCUCGUUGUUCUCAGCUUACUAAGUUGCCUACAACGAUUGGGAAUCUAAUUGAUCUCCAUCAUCUUGAUAUCACUGAUACGCCAUCUUUAAAAGAGUUGCCGUCAGGAAUAGGCAAUCUUAAAAAUCUUGUAACACUGUCCAAAUUUAUUGUGGGGAAGACAAGUGGAACGAUGAGAUUAUCUUAUUUGAAGAACUUGUCGCAACUUCAAGGAAAACUGUCUAUUUUAGAUCUACAGAAUGUUUUGGAUGUUCAUGAUGCUAGGGAGGCCAACCUAGACAAGAUCCAUGGUCUGGAAGAAUUAAUCUUGGAGUGGACUACUCCUAAUAAUGACGAAGAUGAAUCGGUCCUCGAAAUGCAAGUCCUCAGUUGGUUAAAACCUCAUUCAAAUUUGAAGAGUCUCAAAAUUUCUUGCUAUGGUGGCCAGAGUUUGUCAAACUGGGUUUGUGAUCCAUUAUUAUUUUUGAAUUUAUCAUCCAUGGAGCUCAGCAAUUGUAAGAGAUGCACAUUAUUACCAUCACUUGGCUGGUUACCUGUUCUAAAAAAAUUGAUUAUUAGAGGCAUGGAGGCAAUAGAAUAUGUAGGUUCUGAGUUUUAUGGGGGACAAGACUGUUUUCCAUCACUGGAGGAACUGGGGUUUGAAAACAUGUUAAAUUGGAAGGAGUGGAUUUCUCCAACUGGAAGUGAAGGUGAAUUCCCUUGUCUUCGUAGGCUUGUGAUUCAAACUUGUCCUAAGUUGUUAGGACAAUUACCUAGCAACCUUUCUUCACUUAAAGAGUUGGAUGUUAGCAACUGCAGUGCUAUGCUUUUGAAGAAUAUGGGUGAUCUUACAUCGCUGGCUUAUUUGAGUUUGUUGGGAAUUUCAAAUAUGACUUGCUUGCCCGAGAGUUUUACACGGUCCUUGACAACACUUGAGGCUUUGUGUAUUAGAAAUUGCAAUGAUCUUACUUGUCUGUGGGAGAAAGGGGCAGAAAUAGAACAAAGCCCCUUGCCUUUCAAUCUUAAACAUCUUAGCCUUGUGAAUUGUGGAGCUCUGGAGUCAUUACCUGAUGCAAUGAUGAUGAGGAUGGAUGGCAGCAGUAGCAGCAACACUAGUAUGUUGAUGUCGAGAUUGGAAAAGUUGGAAAUUUUUUAUUGUGAUUCUCUCAAGUCUUUUCCAAGAGGAAAAUUACCCAUCACGCUUAAAUCCUUGAGCAUAGCAAAUUGUAAAGGUCUUGAGUCUCUACCGGAUGCUCAUGGUGAUAAUAAUAAUAAUAGCAAUCUAAAUUUGAAAAUAGGGAAUCUUCCAUGUUUGUAUUCUUCUUCCGAGGGUUGUCAUCAGUUACCAGCUUUUCUCACAGAAUUUAAAGUCAAAUGCUGCGAGUGGUUAGAAUCAUUUCCAGAGAGGAUGCUGCAACAUUGUACGAGACUCCAAUCCAUUGAGAUUAACAAAUGUAAAAUAUUGAAAAGUUUAUCCACCCUUGAUCGUGUCAGCAGUCUCGUUAAAUUAUGUAUUCACAGCUGUGAAGUUUUAGAGUUCUUGCCAGAAGAGUUGGGGUUAUGCACCCCCAAUCUAAAGGAUUUGACAAUAGGAUGGUGUGAGAAUUUCAAAUCCCUCCCGAGUACAAUGUACCAGCUGAAAGCUCUUCGAAAGCUAGAGAUGACAAGCUGCCCCAGCAUCGAGUUCAUUCCAGAUGGGGGUUUGCCCCCAAACUUAACAGAGCUUCUAUUAGAGUGUAAGAAUGUCAAGUUUGUGCCGAAUACAAUAUACCAGCUCACAUCGCUUAAGGAUCUAACAAUCCCAGGUGGGGCUUUAACGAUGGGCCUCCAAACCCUUACGUCUCUGCAAAACUUAACAAUUGAGCAGAAAUUCCCUCUGGAUAUUGUGCUACCUUCUUCUUUACCCUUUCUUAUGAUAAGGAAUGAAGAAAAUUUGAAAUCCAUACCUGGGGGCCUCUUCCAAAACCUAAGCUCCCUUAAAGGCUUAUGUAUAGCUGACUGCCCGAAGCUACGAUCUUUGCCAAGGGAAGCCUUCCCUUCCUCGCUUGGAGAACUAUGCAUCAUGGGGUGUCCCCAUCUAAAACAACAGCACUUCGAGGUGAAAGGAGACUAUUGGAAUCUCACCCGUGGCAUCCGCGUUCAGAUAGAUUGGGAAGAGGUCAACUACUAGAGCUAGCUACAACCAAUUGUUGAGAUGAUUUCAAAGGGGAUGAGUGAUUGUAAUCUGACUAAAUCAAGCUGCAGUUUUACAAGUUUUUUAUUUGGGAAAGCAGAACUUACCCUUCAACUACAGGAUUAGUUAAAAGGUGAUUAAUAGAAGAUUCCAAGUUCAAGCCUCUCUUUUUAGGCAAGAUCUUUCUUCAACAAGUAGGUGCUGGAUGCUUUGACAUUAAUGUUGCCUUUCAUGUGUGAGAUGAUGCUUCCAGUAUGAUGAGUUAUUAAUGAAUGAUACAACGAUAUGUGCUGCGUUCUCUAUUUAUUCAUUCUAAGUCAUAGCCAAGAUUGCAGCAUAAACACUGUUACUUUAAUUAUCCGCUGCUUUACUUAACAAUGGGCUGACUUGCAAAGUAGCUUCAAGAUCUAACAACUUGAUGAAAAAAUGGUGGUGUUCACAAUUCUGUCAGAGUUGCAGGCUUGAAGCUAUAAUCUUCUACCAUCCAAAGAAUGCCCUCUCUGGACAUGGAUUUUCUUUGAGUUUUUCUAGUAACUUCUCUUGAUCAGUUCCCUAAAUCAAGGACAAUUUGAGGAUACAUAUAAAGGUGGAUGGAGUAAAGCUUUGAGGCAGCAUUAUGCACUAGUCAUUUCAAGGAUUCUUCAUUUGUAUGUAUCCAUCCGUCUGGUGUUGAGAAAACUCUUCAUGAAGGCAUACAUAAACUGCAUGGAGCUUGGACUCUGAAUGUAUCAAGCCAGUGGAGCUUUAAAUGGCAGCAAGUGGCUGGUUUUGAUCAACAUUGCAAAAAAUAGUAGACUGUGAGAGUGAGUUGCAACAGCAGCAGGAAGGUUAGUAGAAGAGUUAUGGUGUGCUCUAUGAUCAACAGUGAUUAAACUUUGUAAUAAUGAUAUUUUUUAGCAGAUGUUUUCUACUGGACUAGUUCCAGUGGUAUUUUCCCCUUAAGGAUUUUUUACAUUAAAAAAACUACUAUCUU
Molecule: messenger RNA, 4951 nt
Organism: Rubroshorea leprosula
Lineage: Eukaryota; Viridiplantae; Streptophyta; Magnoliopsida; Malvales; Dipterocarpaceae
Source: the annotation of a GenBank genome assembly